GUAUGCAGCGAUUAUCGAUUGUACUUAUUUUACCGAAGGACGCGCGCUGAGUCGCCGACAUAACCUCUAUUAUCCAUUGUUGCUCCGAAAUUUAUGCAACAAAUUUUUGAUAAUACUAUUUGUAUUUAAUCUACUCGAGCCCUAAACAGUACAAAAUGACUUCCUUAACAAAGCCAAAGUCAGAAAUGACACCUGAGGAGUUGGCUAAGAGGGAAGAGGAAGAGUUUAACACAGGACCAUUGUCUGUUCUUACACAGUCUGUUAAGAAUAAUACACAAGUUCUGAUAAACUGCAGGAACAACAAGAAGUUAUUAGGUCGUGUCAAGGCUUUUGACAGGCAUUGCAACAUGGUUCUUGAAAAUGUUAAAGAAAUGUGGACAGAAUUACCACGAACUGGCAAAGGAAAAAAGAAAGCAAAACCAGUUAAUAAAGAUAGAUUUAUAUCCAAAAUGUUUUUGAGAGGUGACUCUGUUAUUCUGGUUGUAAGAAAUCCAUUGGCUACAGCUACAGGAAAAUAAUAUGAUUUAAAAAAUUCUAAUUUAAAUAGGCAUAAGUGAAAUUUUUAUUAAAUAAACCUUUAUAAUUAAUUCAAAAAUGUUUUAU
This is a messenger RNA of Phymastichus coffea, 603 nucleotides long. RefSeq names its product probable small nuclear ribonucleoprotein Sm D2 (gene SmD2). The record is from RefSeq and is a predicted model, not a curated record. The transcript has 3 exons. Gene Ontology annotation, molecular function: RNA binding. Gene Ontology annotation, cellular component: catalytic step 2 spliceosome; U2 snRNP; U5 snRNP. Bases 156 to 518 code for a protein of 120 amino acids. Gene Ontology annotation, biological process: RNA splicing; spliceosomal snRNP assembly. NCBI's taxonomy places the organism in Eukaryota, Metazoa, Arthropoda, Insecta, Hymenoptera, Eulophidae.